UUCAGUCGGCCGCCAUCCCUUUAUUCCUUCAGGGCUUUGAGAGGAGGCUUCUAUUUGUGUGUGUGUGUGUGUGUGUGUGUGUUUUAUCAGCAAUGAGAAGCAGAUUUAGCCAAACCGGUUGCAGGAACAACGCAUGAAUCUUCGACAGGAAGGAGACUGCAAUUGAUCAGAGCAGUAAUGGGACAUUUGUUCACCCUGUGGAUGGGAACUCUCCUGCAGCUUUGUCACGCUACUAUUUAUACCAAUGACUGGGCGAUCAAAGUUAGAGGGGACCCUGAGUCUGUGAAGAGGAUAGCAGAGAAAUAUGGCUUUACAAACAUGGGUCAGAUUGGAGACUUGGAGGGUUACUACAGCGUCCUUCACCAGCAGACAGCAAAUCGUUCCGCCGAAUUCAACAAAGAAGUGACAAAUCACCUUGCAAAGGAGCCAAAGGUGGAAUGGCUCCAGCAGCAGGUGGUCUUAAAGAGAGUAAAGAGAACCUCCAGAAGAAGUCGCCUCUGUGGCCAUGACCUGGUGAGAAGGCAUCUUCAUCCACCGAUUCAUCAGUCUGCCUUCAAACACAACAUGCAUUUUAGUUGGCCUUUGGGGAACGACCCGUGGUACACUAGCUGUACCGAGGCCAGUGGCUGCCAGACUGGUAUGAACAUCGCAGCGGCCUGGAGGAGAGGCUACACCGGGAAGGGUGUGGUGGUGUCUGUCCUAGAUGACGGCAUUGAGAAAGAGCAUCCAGAUCUGAAGCCAAAUUAUGACCCACUUGCCAGCUGCGAUGUAAACGAACAAGAUCAAGACCCGACUCCAAAACAUUCCAAGAAUGCAGCCAACUCCCAUGGGACUCAGUGUGCGGGGACGGUGGCUGCAUCCGCAAAUAACUCUCUGUGCACAGUCGGAGUCUCAUUCCGCGCACGCAUAGGAGGCAUUCGUAUGCUGGGAGGCGAUGUGACAGAUAUUGUGGAAGCCGUAUCAUUGAAUUUCAGGCCACAGUACAUUGACAUAUACUUAGCCAGCUGGGGGCCGGAUGAUGACGGAGCCACUUUAGAGGGACCUGGACCCCUCGCUCGUCUCGCUUUACAGACUGCCGUUGAAACGGGCCGGCAUGGAAGGGGCUCAAUUUUCGUUUGGGCCUCGGGGAAUGGAGGGAAAGCAGGCGAUCACUGCUCCUGCGAUGGCUACAGCAGCAGCAUAUACACCAUUUCUGUGAGCAGCGUCGGUCGCCGUGGAGUCCGGCCAGAACACCUGGAACAAUGCUCCUCCACACUGGCAGCGGCAUACGGUGGUGAAGAGACAAAGAGGAUGAUAACCCUCAGACCACAGCAGGGAUGCAGCAGGACUCUGUCUGGAACAUCUCUCUCCUCCUCAUUGGCUGCUGGGGUGAUUGCUCUUACUUUGGAGGCCAACCCUCUCCUGACCUGGAGGGAUGUGCAGCACAUUAUCGUCCGUACAUCAAAAGCUCAUCAUCUUAUUGCUCCUGACUGGCACUUUAAUGGAGCUGGGUACAAAGUGAGCCACCUGUACGGCUUCGGCCUGCUGGAUGCUGAGAGCAUGGCGAAGGAGGCUGAGCGCUGGAAACAAGUCCCAGCACAGCAUGAGUGUGUGGAGGAGGAGGCCAUCCAGCUGAGCAGAAUUAUUCAUCCAGGCUCAGUGUUGACGUCUGCGUAUGAGACCACCGGCUGCUCCAGCGCGGCCUCGCGGCACGUUGUUUAUGUAGAGCACGUCGUCAUCCGCGUAACCAUCACUCACAGCCGUCGUGGCGACCUUUCUAUCACGCUCACGUCACCUGCAGGCACCGUGUCGCAGCUGCUGGCUCACAGGCCUCUUGACAACUCCACUGAGGGAUUUCAGAACUGGGAAUUCAUGACAGCUCAUUCCUGGGGGGAGCAGGCAGCGGGAGAAUGGACUUUGAAAAUCACGGAUACUCCCUCUCGGAAGCGAGACAGCAGCGCUGAAUUAGGGAUACUGAAGAUGUGGUCUCUGGUGAUUUAUGGCACUGCAGAGCAGCCGUAUCACAUGCGCCGUCGGCGAGUCCGAUCAGCAGAGCCCUCCGUGGAUAGCGAUCUCACAGAAGGAUACGACGGACCCUGUGACCCAGAAUGCAGUGAUGACGGCUGUGACGGGCCUGGCCCACAGCAGUGUGUCACAUGUCUGCACUUUUUUCUCAAGUUCAAGAACAAUUCAAGGUUGUGUGUCUCAGAGUGUCCCCAAGGGUUCUGGGGUGACCGUCGGCGCUGCAAGAGGUGCUACUCCUCUUGUGCGAGUUGCAGCGGGAGUCGCAGCAACCAGUGCACCUCUUGUGUUCCUGGUCAUCACCUGACAGAGGGAACCGACACCUGCACAGCCUCCUGUGGAGAUAACUAUUACCUGGACCACGACACAGAUCUGUGCAAGAAAUGCAAUGAAAACUGCUUGAAGUGCACCUCAUACAGCAUCUGCACAGAAUGCAAACCAGGCACAAGUCUGCAGGGGAACCGGUGCCAGCGGAGCUGCGAUGGCGGCUUCUACCACGUCGCGCAGGAAGACGAAUGCAGGCCCUGUGACAAGGCCUGCGCUACCUGCGCAGCGGCAGGUGUUGAGGCGUGCAGCCGUUGCGCAAAAGGUUUCUUGAUGGAGGAGUGGAGGUGUGUGUCCUCCUGCAGCGCUGGCUUCUACGCCACAGAGCCAAGCCCAGAGAUAGCGGAUGGCCACAGGAUAUGUAGGAGGUGCGACUCCAGCUGUCUCACCUGUGCCGGGCCGAGUUGGCAGAACUGCAGCAGCUGUUCCAGCGGUCACCGCCUCCAGGAGGGAGUGUGUGUUGUCAACACUGAGUGCACAGAUGGAGAGUAUCAGGACAGUGAUGGGGCGUGUCGCGCUUGUGAUGCAACGUGUCUGAAGUGCACAGGGCCGCGAAGAGAGGACUGCAUCAGCUGUGGCUCUUCACGAGCUUUGGAAGAGGGGCGCUGCGUGGCCGAAUGUGCAAAGGGCAAGUACCGCUCAGGUGGACAGUGUCACCUGUGUGACCACACAUGUGCCACAUGUAAGGAUGCAGGGCCUGCCAACUGCACCAGCUGUGACACAGAUAAAUUUGGAGUGGAACGUUACCUGCAUCAAGGUCAGUGUCUGGACGCCUGUCCUGAGACCUUUUACCACACAAGUAAGAGAACCUGCCAGCCCUGUUCGGAAAACUGUCGGCUCUGCUCCAGCCCAAACCACUGCUUGCAGUGCAACUCCUCCUUCUACGUGUCUGAUGGGCGGUGUGUGAAGCUGGAGUGUGGAGAAGGGGAGGUGGAGGAUCCAGAUUACGAAGAAUGCAUGCCCUGCGAGGAAGGCUGCAGGAAGUGUGUCCUGUAUAACCCCAGGCACUGUCUGUCCUGCAUUGAGGGCUUUUACAACUUUCAGGACGGCUGCUACAGAAACUGCCCAGCGAAGACGUACAGCGUGGAGGAGGAGAUGACCUGCGCUCCAUGCGAAGACAACUGCAUGAGCUGCGAUGAGCACGAGUGCUACUGGUGUGAGACAGACCUGUUAUUAUCAGAGGGGCAGUGUGUCUCGGUGUGUCCUGAUGGUUUCUACGGCAAUGAAGACCUUAACGAGUGUGAAGAGUGUCACCCGGACUGCGCCACGUGUAGCGGCCCGGAGAACGGAGACUGUCUCUCGUGUGAAGAGGGGAGGACGCUCGCAAACGGGGAGUGCGUGCCGGAACGCGAGGUCUGUCCCAUUAAGACCUUUCUCAACGAUUAUGGGGUAUGUGAAGACUGUCACCCAUCCUGUGAAUUCUGCUCCGGACCGGAGAAAAACCAGUGCACCAAAUGUGGGAAAGGGAGAUUUCUGACCAUGCAGCAGACAUGUGUGUCGAAGUGUUCUGCGGGUUUCUUCGCCAGCCAACUGAGCGGCGUGUGCGAGGCCUGCCCUCAGGGCUGCUCGCUGUGCGCCGACGCUCGGCGCUGCAGCCGCUGUCAGAGCUCGCGCCGCGUUCCGCUGUUCCUGCAGAACGGACAGUGUGUUACAGAGUGUGUCAGGGGUUAUUCUGCAGGCCAGCUGUGUCUCAGCUGUGCGGCUGGUUGUGCGUCCUGUGAGAAAAAUGCCACUCACUGCCUGACCUGCGACGAGCCUCUCCUCCUGCAUGAUCACCAGUGUGUGGAAGAGUGUCCUCCAUCACACGUUGUCCAGGGCAAGGAGUGCCGUCGCUGCCCACCCGCCUGUCAGGACUGUGACCCCCUUGGACAAUGCACAGGCUGCGAGGAGUACCACUUUCUCCACGAAGGCCAAUGUGUGCCGGAGUGCCCAGAGAGGUUCUUUGAGGACGACGAAGCAGGGGAGUGUCUGCGUUGUCACGCCGACUGUGCUCUCUGCGACGGCCCCGACAGCAAUGACUGCGAUGCCUGCGUCGACCCGGAGGCCGUCCUGCACAACGGGGGCUGUCUGGCACCUUGCCCCUCGGACACGUACAGGAAUGCAGUUACAGGAGAGUGCAUAGACUGCGACGCAUCAUGCCUCACAUGUUUUGGGCCCCACAUGGGUUCCUGCACCAGCUGCAGGACGGGUCAAAGGCUGGACGGCUACAACCGCUGUCUCCCAUUGGCCAACAAGUGUUCGCCUCGCCAGUACGCAGACGAGGACGGGGAAUGCCAUCCUUGCCAUAAAUACUGCUACAGGUGUUCAGGUCCAACCGAAACCCACUGCUUGAGCUGUAAUCAGGGACACCUCCUGUUCAAUGGCACCUGUGUGGACGAAUGCCAAACGGGCUACUACGAGGAGGAGUCGAAAUGCAAGCCAUGCCACGAUUCCUGUCAGUCCUGUGUCGGAAAGCAGAGCCACCAGUGCCUCACCUGCAAAGCCCACCUGUUCCGAGAGGUCAAGGAGUGUGUGAAGACGUGCCAGCACGGUCACUAUGGAAACCCUGACUCAAAGAUUUGUGAGAAGUGCGACCCGAGUUGCAGCGAGUGCAUUAAGGGCGGCGAGGACGGCUGCCAGAGCUGCGCUCCGGGCCUCGUCUACCUGCGGAAAGAAGGCCGCUGCCUGCCGUCGUGUCCUCUGGGUUACCAUCACGACCCUGCACACAGGACCUGCGAACCCUGCAACGCUGGCUGCAGAGCAUGCUCCGGAAAAGCCUCCCAGUCCUGUGACUCAUGCUUCCCUGGUUACCUGCUGUCAGACGGACGGUGUGAGUCCAUGUGCGAUAUUGGCCAGUACCCCGUUGUAAAGGAAUUGGACGCCUCGUGCGAAGACUGCGACGACUCCUGCCAGGAGUGUCGGGGGCCGGGGCCGUCCAGCUGCACUUCCUGUUCAGCUCAGGCGAUCCUGGAAGCAGGCGGGCGUUGUCUGCUGUGUUGCCGCCUCGAUGAGGAGCGGAAGGGCACGGAAACGCCAAAGCAGGACUGUUGUAACUGCACCGAGACUCGAGGCCAGUGCAUCCUCAGCACAAACUUGGCAUUCAGGAACGAAGAGGAAGAGGUGUCUAGAGGGAACCUGACUAUCUUCAUCAUCGCCUCCAUCCUGCUGGUCCUGGGUCUCAUCGGCGUCGUCUUCCUCGUCAGGCACUCCCGUUCCAAAAGCGGCCCCUCGGACCUCCCUCCCCGCGGCUACAAAAAGCUCGGUUCCGGCGGGGGGUUCGGAGGCGGCAAUAUAUACAGCGGCGGCUACUCCUCCACCUCUUCCGCGUCCGGAGGCCGCUUCCAGGAGGCCGAGCUCGUCGACAUCGGUAAGCGUCGCUCUGGGAAGAAGGACGACGACUUCGACGACGAUGACGACGACGACGAGGACAUUGUUUACAUGGGCCAGGACGGCACGGUGUACAGGAAGUUUCGGUACGGACAGCUGGGGGACGACAACGAGGACGACCUAGAGUACGACGACGAGAGCUACAGGUUCAGAUGAGGCACCAGGAGCGAUAAGAGAACACUCUUCUGUUGUUUUUCUUCUAGACAUUUCUGCCUCUUCCUAUUUCUCUCCUCUGUACUGUUAAUCUCGCUCUGCCCUCAGGGACAGAUCUAUUUAUCCUUCACUCAAUGAGCUCAGACAAAUGAGACGUGAGAAGCUAUUUAUAAUGAGCAGCAUUUUAUGACUGCUAUCCAUCCACAUAAUGAAAUGUGCUUCAGAAAUAAAUCCAUAUUUACCAUGCCUACAGCGGACAUGUUAUGCUGGUUUCCUCAUUUCUGUGGUGCCGCAUGUGACUGUCAUCAGUCUACAUUUAUGUCCUGCAGCGCAGAAAGGUUAGAGGGGAUCGCGAGCAGUCAUUUGGUGACCGUUUAUAGCUUUCUUUUAGUAUUGAGCAUCUUUAGAGAUAAUAAAGGCUGUGAUCAAACGUCAAAUGCGCCGUUUCUGCUGCUAAAGGCAAAUUAACUUUUCCACUUUUCUUUGCGUCUUGACCUCCCAAUUCUUGUUUUGACCAAUCUAGUUUUUAUUUAUCGUUUGUUUUUCUGAUUUUGUGGCACUAGUGGCCUUCAGUAGCAGGAAAUGGGCAAACAGAGGAGGGGUGGACGAUGUGCAGUAAAGGUUUGGAACCGAACCCUGGACCCCAUUUAGGCACAAGAAAAACCAAAUGUAAAUUUGAUGCAUUUCUCAGAGUAGCGCUGCAAAACCGGAAAUAAGCAUCAUGUUGUGUGUAGUGAUUUACAGUCGAUGUAACAAACUAAGUACACACUUUAUUUUGUACAAAUGUUUUUCCUUUUUGUUUUGAAAAUCAUGACUUUAUAAAAUCCGUGGUGCGUCUGGUGUUGGAUUAGAUCUACACAAGUUUAGAAGCUGGCUGUAAGCACAUCCUUUAUACAUUAAUACCAUGGAGACGAUCCAGAUUUUAUCUCUUACAUACAAUCAGUAUGCAAAUAAUUUUCUGAAACAGUUAAGACCUCUCAUAAAUCACUGAUGUUUGCCAGUUUUUUCUUUCAUCUCUACCUGUCAUUUGUUUGUGGUGUUGCUUAAGUUGAUUUAUUUGCUUGUUUUCCUUCUUGUACUGUUAUUUGUUUACCAUUAAAAUUUUGAAUUUGGAAAUGCAUCACUCAAAUAAAUAAAAAAAAAAAAAAGUGAUUCUGAAAUGAUCUUAACGAGCCCUUAAGGUUUAACUCACAAACGAGACGUGGCUCAAAACGGCCUGCAGGCUAUAAAUCACUUUUUUAUUGAAUCAAUAGACAGCAUUUCUUCAUUUUUUUUUUUUUUGCACAAUCAUUAAGACACGAGUUCGGAUCACCAGUUCUGUGACGUGGGGACCAUGCACUGAUG
This is a messenger RNA of Poecilia latipinna (sailfin molly), 7188 nucleotides long. RefSeq names its product proprotein convertase subtilisin/kexin type 5a (gene pcsk5a). NCBI's taxonomy places the organism in Eukaryota, Metazoa, Chordata, Actinopteri, Cyprinodontiformes, Poeciliidae. Gene Ontology annotation, cellular component: trans-Golgi network; Golgi membrane. Bases 178 to 5847 code for a protein of 1889 amino acids. The record is from RefSeq and is a predicted model, not a curated record. The transcript has 37 exons. Gene Ontology annotation, biological process: peptide hormone processing. Gene Ontology annotation, molecular function: serine-type endopeptidase activity.